AUAUACCCUAGCAGACACACACACGCUGAACAGAAGCAAGUGCAGGAGAGAAAUGAGUCAAUAUGGAAGUUCUCAAGAAACACUGGGUUCUCCUGGCAGCGGAUUCUUCAGGUUGGAAAGACUACGGUGAUCAGGCCAAUGUGUGUCACGCUUACCAAGUCAUGCACCAGAAUGGGAUUCCAGAUGAACAGAUUGUAGUGAUGAUGUAUGACGACAUCGCUGAUCAUGAAAAAAACCCUGAUAAGGGUAAAAUCAUUAAUGUACCAAAUGGACCAAAUGUUUACACUGGGGUUCCAAAGGACUACACUGGAGCGGAUGUUACAGCUAAAAACUUUCUUGCUGUACUGCGUGGAGAUUCAUCUGCUGUGAAGAAAACAGGAGCAAAAAAAGUCAUACAAAGUGGCAGAAAUGAUACUGUGUUCAUCUACCUAUCAGACCAUGGAGGUCAGGGAUCAUUUAGCUCUCCAAAUUCUAACCUUCAUGCAGAUGACCUCAUUAAUACAGUGACAGCAAUGGCAAAGGCAGGCAAAUUUUCAAAGAUGGUGAUUUAUAUAGAUGCGUGUUAUUCUGGUUCAAUGGUGAAGAAGCUGGAUGAGCUGAAGGACAGCAACGUGUAUGCAGUUUCUUCAUGCAGGCCUGAUAAAUGCAGCUAUUCUUGUUACUAUGACCAAAGCUUAAAGACUUGUCUUUCUUCUUGUUUCACUGCUCACUGGCUACAACACACAGAGACAGUAAAACUCAACACAACCUCAUUUGGAGAUCAGUUUUCUUACCUGAAGAAAAGUGUCAGCGAGUCUAAGAGUCAAAAGGGAGAUACACAGACACCAUGUAACUACGGUGACAUGAACAUACGCAAUUUAAUGUUGAGUGAAUUUCUUGGUGAGACCCUGGAAAGGCAAUAUGAUGAUCUUAUACAAGUGAGUAAACCUCUUCCACUUCUACUGAACUGCUGUUUAUAUUUAAAGUUCUUCAUUCUGAAUAGAAAUAUGAAGGAAACAUGAACAUAAUAAACAGCCCCACCCACAAAAAGGGUACAGAUCAGGGUCAGUUAGAAGGGUCAUCUAGAUAGAUAAUAAAUAAAUAUGGACAAAAAGGACAA
Tachysurus fulvidraco (yellow catfish) is the source of this 1099-nucleotide messenger RNA. Its product is annotated as legumain-like. The transcript is spliced from 11 exons. Gene Ontology annotation, molecular function: cysteine-type endopeptidase activity. The record is from RefSeq and is a predicted model, not a curated record. Gene Ontology annotation, biological process: vacuolar protein processing. Bases 63 to 1001 code for a protein of 312 amino acids. NCBI's taxonomy places the organism in Eukaryota, Metazoa, Chordata, Actinopteri, Siluriformes, Bagridae.